Messenger RNA from Ambispora gerdemannii, 618 nucleotides. NCBI's taxonomy places the organism in Eukaryota, Fungi, Glomeromycota, Glomeromycetes, Archaeosporales, Ambisporaceae. The record is from the annotation of a GenBank genome assembly.
AUGUCUAAUGUGUCUCAGUUCGCAUAUCGACCGGUGGUAAUAGUUGUAUCAGGACCCUCAGGUUCCGGAAAGUCAACCUUACUAAAUAAGCUAUUCGAAGAACACCCAAACAAGUUUGGAUACAGUGUUUCUCAUACAACGCGAAAACCGCGUCCUGGCGAAGAAGACGGGAAAAGUUAUCAUUUUGUAACACGCGAUCAAUUCGGUCAACUCAUAAAUGAAAACGCGUUUAUCGAACAUGCUGAAUUCUCGGGGAAUUUGUAUGGAACAAGUGUGAAAGCUGUUCGUGAUGUAGAAGAUUCAGGAAAGAUUUGUAUCUUGGAUAUUGAAUUAAAUGGAGUUAAAGCGGUAAAGCGAAAACGAGAUGAAUUAGAUGCAAAAUUUCUAUUCGUCUCUCCUCCUUCACUAAAAAUUCUUGAAGAACGAUUACGUGGACGAGGGACCGAAAGUGAAGAUGCAAUAAAAUCUCGACUUGAAGUGGCCAACGAAGAGCUUGCUUAUUCACAGCAAGAAGGUGCUCAUGAUUUGAUAAUUGUUAAUGAUGAUCUUGAUACUGCAUAUCAAAAUUUCAAGAACUUUAUUCUCGAUACGUAUGAUCGAAAAUUUGCGAAUAUUUAA